This is a messenger RNA of Drosophila miranda, 3124 nucleotides long. Its product is annotated as scavenger receptor class B member 1. The transcript is spliced from 4 exons. The record is from RefSeq and is a predicted model, not a curated record. Gene Ontology annotation, molecular function: scavenger receptor activity. Bases 159 to 1709 code for a protein of 516 amino acids. NCBI's taxonomy places the organism in Eukaryota, Metazoa, Arthropoda, Insecta, Diptera, Drosophilidae. Gene Ontology annotation, cellular component: membrane; cytoplasm.
UGAUAAGUGAUUGUAACACCAGUGUCCAAAGCGCUUAGAUUUCGAGUCAAACGGAUCGCGUGUUUUCUCCCGAACAGACGUGGUUCUUUCUCCGGCCAGUUGCUGUCUCCAUCUGACUAUUCGUCUUAGUACCAAGAUCUCUGAACCUCCCUUAAGAGAUGAAGCCUGGACAGAAGCUGAGAGUAGCUCUCUAUGUGUUUCUCGGCCUGACGAGUCUCUAUCUGUUUGUGCUGUCCUGCAUCUGGGACUAUCGCGUAGUGGUGGCCCGGGAACAUGUCCGCUUCCGCCAGGAGAUGCCCACCAUGGACAGCUGGGUGAACUCUCCGUUUGGUAAGCUCAAGAGCUACCUGUUCAACGUGACGAACGCCGCCGAGUUUGAGAGCGGGCGCGACAAGCGGCUGAAAGUGGACCAGAUCGGACCGAUCACCUACAAAAUAGUGGGCUACAACGACAUCCUCAGUCGCACAGAAAACAAUGUGACGUACCGAAAGAAUCGCUACCGCCAUGUGGAGUUCCUGCCGGAGGAGAGCGUUGCUCCCGAUGUCCUCAACUGGACCAUCACCUCGCCCAACAACGUGUUACUGGGCGCGGCGGCCAAGUUCAAGCACGUGGCACCGUUCUCGGUCCUUGGCUUCGAUGCCAUCACUAGGUUCGAGGACUUGUUCAUCACGGGCUCCGUCUACUACUUCCUCUGGGAGUUCACACGACCCUCCCUGCAGCUGGUAUCCAACCUACUGCCCUUCGCCCUGUCCUCCAACUGCGGACCGCUGCACAAUGCUCUCAAGGAUAAGGAAGAGGUCUACACGGUGAACAUUGGCCCGGAGCAAGGCAUUGACAACUUCUUUCGCAUCGAGACCCUCAACGGCCAGCAGGUCAUCAAAGAGCAGCUGCCGCGCAGCGAAGAGUGGUCCAAUGACGCCUGCCCCUACAACGUGAGCGGCGCUCACGACAACUCGCUUUUCCCGCCCUUCCUGCAGCCAGAAACACCGCUGAACGUCGUGGCCAUCGAGUCCUGCCGCGUCCUGCCCCUCAUCUACCAGCGCCCAGAGCGCUACGCCGGCCUCGACACCUACCGAUACCUGCUGCUGCAGCCCGGCCAGGAGCCCCCAAAGUGCAUGGACACUACCUACGGCAUCAAAUUGCACAAAGGGAUGUUUGACGUCUCCAAGUGUGUGAUAAAUGAUGCCCCAUCGGCGUUCUCGGCGCCACACUUCUAUGGCAGCAGCUACAACUGGAGCGAGCACUACGAAGGCUACAAUCCGAAUGCCGAGGAGCACGAGCCGUUCAUCCUGAUGGAGCCCACGACAGGCAUACCUGUCAACGAGAAGUACCGCUUCCAGUCAAACAUACCCAUGCCGAAUCUCUCUUCCUACAGCAGGAGACUGAAGAGCUUCAGCAACAUGCUGCUGCCCACCUUCUGGUAUGAGUUUGAAAUGGGUGAGCUGCCCGACUUCGUGCUCAGGCUGAUGUGGAUCAAUGUGAAGGUGCUGCCCCACGUGCAGGCGCCCUGCAUGGCUCUGCUGCUGCUGCUCGGCCUGUGGAGCGCCCUCAAAGUGAUCCGUGUGGCCUGGGGCGAUCUCGGUUACGUGGAUCUCUAUCGCAAGAUCUGCGGCCGCGGCACCACAAACGCCUGCCUUGAAACGGUGUUUCCGACAACCGAUCGCCACCUUACGCAAUGCGGCCAAGUUUCUGAUGAGGCUGUCAAAUAGUCUCUGAUUUAGGUUGUGAUUGAGCUCAGUUCCAAGCCCAGGCCCAGGCCCAGGCCCAGGGCCAGAUCCGAGAGCUGGACUAGUGUACAUAUACUAUACAUGCAUACAAAUACUCGUAGUUUUAGGCUAGAGGUGCGGUCUGCCGCUGCACUUAUCAGUUUUUUUUUGUUUUUUUUCUUUUAUAUAAUAUACUAUUAAGUUGAAAAUUGAAUUCUCGCCUCAUUUCACCUUAUCUGUCAGAGGAGAGCCAGAGCUCUGCCCAAGCCCGGCCUAAGCUAGUCCCAGACAUUGGUCUCAUCUAAUCCCCACUGAUCCUCCUCCCCCUCCUCCUACCAUUCCUCUGUCGCCACCUUUGCCGUGUUGACUGUUUGAGGUCGCGGCUUUCGUUUGAUUCGCCUCGCUUUUUGUGUGGUGGCAGGCAGCAGCUCGGAAUGACAAUGAAAACUUGGGCACGUACCAAGUGGAAGAUUUAUUUUGCGCUUUAUUCAAUCUGUACAUUUAACUUUUCGUUGUCAUUAUUUCUUCAGCUUCUUCUUGCUCUGUGUACCUUGUGGUUUUGUAUACCCUUGAGGAGGGUCGAAACGUUUUGGCCAGGAGCUUGCAACGCUCCUAGAAAGAAAUGCUUCCGCGUCUAUUCAGGCAUCUAAAUAAUUGUAUUUAUUAUUUUGAAAACUUGCUAUUGGGUUUUCUGAAAACUAACUAAAGUGUUAAAUACAAUUAAAAUUACAAAAGUUUAAAUAUUUAAGAUUAUACAACCAAAUUGUAUGAUCUGAGAGUUUUCUUCAUCAUCUUUCGACAUAAUCCUGUAGAAUAUUUUAGACUCCCUAUAGGAAGGGAGUUCAAUGCUUCGAUCCGUUGGAGGAUAGCCUUCUUUUCUUGUUUACCUGUAUUGUACUUGAUUUUGUUCAUCUUUCCUGAACCUGAACUUUUGAACAUGCCCCUGUCAUGCCCAUGUCUCUCUCUCUGGCUGAUGCCCCGAUGCGGUUUCAAGGUAAGCAACCCUUUGUCUCUUUUUCUCUCGCGUCAACGAAAUGUCGUGUGUUGACCGUUUUUUUCCUUUCCCGAUUACUCUCGAUUUGCAUAAAUCGAUAUAUAUGUGACGACUGCCGCUUGGGGCAAAGGAUGCCCCAAUUUAAAUGUUAAUCGCCGCCAAACAAGCCGAAAGUUGUUUGUAUAAUUGGCUCGGAUGUUAUAUCACAGUGGAGAGUCGGGUCAACGCCGGUCGAGGUGAUUUAUUAACCUUUUCGCAGCCUGUCUUGGUAAUCCAUUGAGCCAGCCAGCAGCCAGAUCGUCUUCAUAUGCUUGAUAAUUGCGCUUUUUCUAGAAUCGCCUGCGUCAUUGGCAGUGCCAUAGUGCCAUAAAAGCUGCGAAAGUACAUAAUUAUACGAAUAUAAAGUGUAUUUUUACUUUUUUAU